Messenger RNA from Hibiscus syriacus, 888 nucleotides. RefSeq lists its product as uncharacterized. The coding region runs from base 292 to 888 and encodes 198 amino acids. The transcript is spliced from 5 exons. The record is from RefSeq and is a predicted model, not a curated record. Lineage: Eukaryota; Viridiplantae; Streptophyta; Magnoliopsida; Malvales; Malvaceae.
GAAGAACCAUGUUGAGCGGCGCCAGGCAAUAGCUUAUUGACAUUUACAUUGCAAAUUUUCCCGUCUCUCAAAUUCUCACUCAAAACCCAUAUAAAGUAUAGAUCCAGAGGCCUUAACAGCUUAAUCAUGAGCUCUGCCUCUCGUUCUUCUCCAAGAGAAGCCGAAUCAAACGGACUGAUUGCGGUGGCGCCAUAACGUUGAAGGAGUGGCAAGGAUGGGGCUGCGUAUCUCCAGUGCCGGAAAUGGUGAACUCCGUCAUUAAGGAAUUGAAACUUUUGGAGAACAAUAUUGAUGCCCAAAUGGUUUUUGGCGGUAAUGGCGGCAAAUUACAGGGGGAUUUUAAAGUCCAAGAGGAUAAGAAGCAUAGGGCUAAAUAUUAGACUUUGGGUGACUCAGCAAGAAGUUCCAGUUCUUUUCGGCUCGACAAAUAGCAUGCCUGUUGCUUGGAAGUUGGGGCUACCUAUGCCAGAAGGAAAAGACAAGGUUUGGUGCCUUUAUCCAAAUCAAAACACAGUGCCAAAGACAUUUCAGGAUGCCUUUAGCUGUCAAUCUUCAGCAGAUAUGAAAUGUGCAUACUCGUCGACAAAUAAUGAUAGGCCUCUGAAUUUUGUUCUGAUUGAUGGUACGUGGAGCAAUUCUGCAGCAAUGUUCAGGCGUCUCAAGAGUAGACCUCAACCAUCAUGGGACCGUACUUGUACGGCGGCGGCGGCUAUCGGUGUUCUUUCUGAGCUGCAGCUUCUUCCAGAGUGUAGCAUCCAUGGAUUGGAUAAACAGGCUGAUGCAGUCGAAGAUGCUUUAGUUGUUUUGCUAGAAGCACUGACAACUCGACGCCUGCGGAUGGGCAGGUCCAUCACUCGUAAAGUAAGACACUCUAGGGACAUUUGUUGA